This is a messenger RNA of Daldinia vernicosa, 1708 nucleotides long. RefSeq names its product DnaJ-domain-containing protein. Lineage: Eukaryota; Fungi; Ascomycota; Sordariomycetes; Xylariales; Hypoxylaceae. Gene Ontology annotation, cellular component: cytoplasm. The transcript is spliced from 3 exons. The record is from RefSeq and is a predicted model, not a curated record. The coding region runs from base 326 to 1576 and encodes 416 amino acids. Gene Ontology annotation, biological process: protein refolding. Gene Ontology annotation, molecular function: Hsp70 protein binding.
UUUCAAGGGUAGACGGUUUUCUUAAUAGUGGCCUUUAAUAGUAGUAGUAGCUACCUCACUAGAGCUACGUCUCUGCAUUUAUUCUACUUGGACACUUGGGUAUCUCUUACAACUUUUACAACUUAUACAACUUAUACCUUAUACCUCCAAAAUACCACGUUGGCCAAUUCCCAUGCUGAUCCUCCAAUAUCCAUGGGAGAAUUGUCCUUCGUUGUUUUUCAUAGAGUCUCCCAUACUUAAUAUCAUUUCUAGUUGUCUUUGAUAUACGAUACCAUUUUCUGUCGCAGUCACUUAGCGGGCUUUCGCAAGCCGCCAUUCGCUUGGUAUGAUGCUAUUCCAGUGGGCAACCCUCGGGUUGCUCUUUAUUCUGGCUCAGCUCGCAUUUUGCGCUGAAGACUUUUAUAAAAUUCUUGGGGUAGACCGUCAGGCGACAGAUAAGCAGAUCAAAACAGCAUAUCGACAAUUAAGCAAGAAAUAUCACCCGGACAAGAAUCCAGGCGACUCUACAGCUAAGGACAAGUUCGUCGAGGUCGCCGAGGCCUACGAGGCUCUAAUCGACCCGGAGUCCCGAAAGAUCUACGACCAGUACGGACAUGAUGGUCUAAAGCAGCGCAGCCAGGGGGGCGGACACCACCAUGAUCCGUUUGACUUGUUCAGCCGAUUCUUCGGUGGAGGUGGUCAUUACCAGAGGGGACAGCCGCGUGGUCACGACAUCGAGAUCAAGGUCGGAAUUUCCCUACGCGACUUCUACAACGGUCGGGAUACGGAGUUCCAGUGGGAGAAACAGCAGAUUUGCGAGGAGUGCGACGGGACGGGAUCGCAAGACGGUGUUGUAGACACGUGUCAUCACUGCGGCGGCCAUGGCGUGCGCAUUAUCAAGCACCAGCUAGCACCAGGCAUGUUCCAGCAGAUUCAGACUACUUGCGAUGCCUGCGGCGGCCGCGGCAAGACGAUCAAGCAUAAGUGCCCGGUCUGCGGCGGUAACAGGGUUAUCCGCAAGCCAACUACCGUUUCGCUUAAGAUUGAGCGGGGUGCUGCCCGAGAUGCUAAGAUUGUAUACGAGAACGAGGCCGAUGCGAGCCCCGAUUGGAUUGCUGGUGACCUCGUCGUUACGCUCACCGAGAAGGAGCCUGAUUUUGAGAACGAUAAUCCCGAUCAUGUGGACGGCGCUUUCUUCCGGCGCAAAGGCAACGACCUUUUCUGGCGAGAAGUCUUAUCUCUUCGGGAAGCCUGGAUGGGCGAGUGGACCCGCAACUUAACGCAUCUAGAUGGUCACGUUGUGAGGUUAAGCCGGAAGCGCGGCGAGGUCGUGCAGCCUGGCCAUGUUGAAACGGUGGAAGGCGAAGGGAUGCCUAUAUGGAGCGAGGACGGGGAUUCGGUAUACCACCAAACCCAAUUCGGCAAGCUGUAUGUCGAGUAUGUCGUAAUCCUACCGGACCAGAUGGAGUCCGGGAUGGAAAAGGACUUCUGGUCCGUGUUCCAGAAAUGGAGAGGCAAGGUCGGUGUGGACCUACAAAAAGAUAGCGGCAGACCGGAAGGCGCCAUACCUAUAAAGGAAGAAAAGGACGAGCUGUAAUGAUACCUAUAGAAUAUAGAGAGAUGAAUCAUGUGAAAAUAUUACACAUAUAAGACGCUAAUAUGCUUACAGUCUCUGCACUGUGUAUGUCUUGUCUUGUCGUGUCGUGUCGUGGGUGCGUGGGUGCGAUGG